Molecule: messenger RNA, 1792 nt
Organism: Dermatophagoides farinae (American house dust mite)
Lineage: Eukaryota; Metazoa; Arthropoda; Arachnida; Sarcoptiformes; Pyroglyphidae
Product: spermine oxidase
Molecular function (GO): polyamine oxidase activity
Source: RefSeq, a predicted model, not a curated record
AAAACAGCAGCUAAAAAGAUUUGAUUUUCUAGAAAAUUUAUUCCGAAUGUCAGAAAAAAUGAUUCGAAAAUAUUUCCCAAAAAAAAGUACCGUGUGAACUGAAAAAAAAUUCUCAUGUAAUUGUGAUCAGUGUUUGUGAUUUAUUAACUAUAUAGAAUAUAUCUAUCAAUUGUUUGUGAUAAAUAUGUCUGAAAUAUUUAAAUUUAAUCUAAUCAUCAUCGGUGGUGGAUGUUCAGGAUUAAGUACAGCAUUACAUUUAUUGAAACAAAAUUUUCCAGGAACAAUUGGACUCAUUGAAGCUCGAAAUCGUCUUGGUGGUCGUAUAUGGACCAUGAAAACAAAAAUUGAAGAGAAAAAAAUUGAAAUCGGUGCCAAUUGGAUUCAUGGUAUCAUUAAUAAUCCAAUAUAUGAAUUAUUAUAUCAAAAAAGAAUUAUCGAUUCAAAUAUUGAAUCAAAUAAUUCUAUUCAUAAUAUUCAAGCAAAAAUAUGUCAAAAUGGUGAUGAUAUCGAUACCGUUUGGAUACGUAAAGUAUAUGAUGUUUAUUCAUCGACACUAAAAAAAGCUUCACGAUUUAAUAAUAAUGAUGAUGAUGGAGAAACUUUAAAAGAAAUCCAAUUUUACAAUGAUUCAAUGGGAAAAUAUAUUGAUGCCGAAAUUAAUAAAUGGAUUGAAAAUGAAUUGAUGGCAAUUGAUUCGGAUCAAUCGACAACACAUCGAACAAUUAUUCGUAGCUUAUUUGAUUCAUUAAUAAAACGUGAAACAUGCAUAAGUGGCUGUAAUUCAAUGGAUGAUGUUAGUCUACAAUAUUUUGAUCAAUAUAAAGAAUAUCUAGGUCCACAUAUUACAAUUCCAUUAGGUUAUGAUUCAUUGAUAAAUGUUUUACUUGAUGAUAUUGAAGAAAUUGAUUUGGAUCAAAAUAGAUUUCAAUAUUUUCUUGAUUCACCUGUCCGAAAAAUUUGUUGGCCAGGACUAAGUAGAAAAUCUGUUGAAAAAAUUGCCGAUGAUUCAUAUCCAAUUCGAAUCGAAUGUUCAAAUGGAAUGAUUUUUGAAUGUAAACAUUUAGUUUUAACAAUAACACUUGGUUGUUUGAAAAAAUAUGUAAAAGAAAAUUUUUUCGAACCACCAUUACCUGAAUAUAAAAUCAAAUGUAUCAAUCGGAUGGGUAUCGAUAUUGUUGAUAAAAUUUUUAUGGAAUAUUCAUCUAAAAGUACAAUAUUCGAUGUAUUCACAAAAGAUGGCGUCACUAUCGAUGAAAUGAUGUUAUUAUGGAAUGAUGAUGAUGAUGAUGAUUAUGAUGAUGGUUCGAAUGUGGAGAAAACAACGGAAACCAACGAAAGUGACCAUAGUCAACCAUGGUAUAAAAAAAUCUAUUCCAUUUAUCGUAUAUCAGAUCAUUUUAUACAACUUUGGAUAUCUGGUAAUGAAGCACGAAUAUUGGAACAAUUGAAUGAACAUGAAAUCAAUGAACAAUUGACUAAACAAUUUCGUCGAAUAUUUCGAAAUCCACAAUUUCCAAUGGCCGAUAAUGUGAUUGUAACACGUUGGGGAAUGGAUCCAUUUUCAUUUGGAUCAUAUAGUUUCAUACAUAAACAUUCAUCACCUGAUGAUAUUGAAAAAUUAUCAAAACCAAUCUAUCUACAACCAAAUGAUGAAUUGCCUGCAAUCGUUUUCAGUGGUGAAGCGACCCAUAAAGAAUAUUUUUCCACCGUACAUGGAGCUUUUCUAUCUGGAAUUGAGGCGGCAAAAAAUUUUUCAAAUUAAAAUCAAAAUUUCUAAUUUUGUGAAUUCUGA